This is a messenger RNA of Solea solea (common sole), 4784 nucleotides long. It is a transcript of the gene camkk1a, whose product is annotated as calcium/calmodulin-dependent protein kinase kinase 1, alpha a. Lineage: Eukaryota; Metazoa; Chordata; Actinopteri; Pleuronectiformes; Soleidae. Gene Ontology annotation, molecular function: ATP binding; protein kinase activity. Bases 570 to 2108 code for a protein of 512 amino acids. The record is from RefSeq and is a predicted model, not a curated record. Gene Ontology annotation, biological process: protein phosphorylation; activation of protein kinase activity; CAMKK-AMPK signaling cascade. The transcript is spliced from 17 exons.
UGUGAGUGAGUGUGAGUGUGUGAGUGCGUGGUCGACGUGCGACAAAAAAAACCCCAGCAGUGUGUGUGUAUGUGUAUGUGCAACGCUGCAACAACAUCUGUGGACAGGACACACACACAGACACUCAGUCAGCCGCUGGGUUCUCCUCCCACUAUGCUCGAGACACACGGCAGCGUGGAUUGGAGUGUAGUGUUUUCCGGAAGAGAGGGGUGUGUGAGAUGGGACACAUCUCGGGUCAGCAGCUGAUCCCGCCACACAUCUAAGCCGAGGAGGAGCCCGUGUGUGUGUGUUCGUGUGUGUGGAUGUGGAUGCCAGUCUGUCAGAGGGAAUCCGCGACAGACACCGCGCGUCCGUACGGGACAUCCCUCCCUCCCUCUCCCACUCCCACUCCUGAUCCCUUUACAUGGAGCAUUAGAGGGACUCAAACACACCCGAUCUCGCGUUUGGCUGUGGUGAGGCCCUGAACCUUCUGAGUCGUAAGCUGACCCAGGUCCCGUGGAUGCUGGUGGGCAACCUUCAGUAUUCUGCCCACCACCUGCUCCUGCACCGCUGCCGUCUCCCCGCUGGCCAUGGCUACGGGCAGUGACCCCGGCUCCGAGAGGCCAGACCUCGACUGUGCCAGUCAGACCGGCGGUCUCGCGGACACCGUGGCUGCCAUGACAAUGAAAGACCCAGAAGGUUCGACUGCCAACGGCGUGAAGAACGGCGGGUCUCAGCCGGACGGGGCUCAGGCCAAGAGGACUCGGCCGCCGCGGCCACAACUCACUGGAAGGAAGUUGUCUCUACAGGAGAGAGGCACUUACCUGUCAUCGGGCUCGGGGGGAGGCUACACCCACAUCUCCCCCCGCGUUGCCCGCAGACCCACAGUGGAGUCGAAACGUGUGUCUAUAUCAGACUCUCAGGACUGUAUCCAGUUGAACCAGUACAAGCUGAAGAGUGAAAUUGGAAAGGGCUCCUAUGGUGUGGUCAAACUCGCCUACAACGAAGAUGAUGAUAAACAUUAUGCCAUGAAGGUGGUGUCCAAGAAGAAGUUAAUGAAGCAGUGUGGGUUUCCACGUCGUCCGCCCCCGAGGGGACCCAAGGCAGCCCAAGGGGAGCAGCCUAAAAUCUUAGGACCUUUGGAGAGGGUCUAUCAAGAGAUUGCCAUCCUGAAAAAAUUGGAUCAUGUCAACAUUGUGAAGCUGGUGGAGGUGCUGGAUGAUCCCGCAGAGGACAACCUGCACAUGGUGUUUGAGCUGAUGCCAAAGGGUCCAGUGAUGGAGGUGCCGACAGACGAUGCUUUGUCAGAGGAGCAGGCGAGGUUAUACUUCAGAGACGUCAUCCUGGGCAUAGAGUACUUGCACUACCAGAAGAUCGUCCACCGGGACAUCAAGCCAUCCAACUUGUUACUGGGAGAUGACGGCCACGUGAAGAUUGCAGACUUUGGGGUCAGCAACCAGUUUGAGGGCAAUGAUGCUUUGCUGUCCAGCACAGCCGGUACUCCAGCCUUCAUGGCUCCAGAGACCCUGUCGGACCAGCGCAAGAGCUUCAGUGGAAAGGCUCUGGACGUGUGGGCCAUGGGAGUUACCCUCUACUGUUUCGUCUUUGGGAAGUGCCCAUUUAUUGAUGAGUACAUAUUGGCUUUGCACAACAAGAUAAGGACCAAGCCUGUGGAGUUCCCAGAAGCACCGGCGAUCAGUGAAGAGCUGCGGACCUUAAUCUUGAGGAUGCUCGACAAGAACCCGGACACCAGGAUCACCAUACCGGAGAUCAAGAUGGAUCAGUGGGUGACCCAGGGAGGCAUCGACCCUCUGCCUCUGGAGGAGGAGCACUGCUCUGUGGUGGAGGUGACGGAGGAGGACAUCCAGAAUUCUGUCAAGUUUGUUCCCAGCCUCUCUGCGGUGAUCUUGGUGAAAGCCAUGCUGAGGAAACGCUCCUUCAGUAACCCGUUCGAAUGCCCCAGCAGAAGAGAGGAGAGGUCCAUGUCUGCACCGGGCAGCCUGCUCAUGGAUUCGUGGCCAUUCAGGCCCUCUUUAAAGCUUCACCCCUCUCUCAGAAAGAGCAGCACUGGAGAUGGACCCAGAGAAGGAGAACUGGAGGAUCUGAAUGAAGACGAGCCCUCCUCUUGAGUCUCCCUUCAACUGAGUUUUGAAUCCAUGCUCUUUACAUCCCUUCGCUUGAACCACUGUGCGCUCGCCUCAGGCUUGCUUUCAUUUUUUUGCUUCCAAUCCCUUUAAAAAGAAAAGAAAAAAAAAAAUCCAGCUUCCUUCUUCACUGUGGAGUUUCUGGGCACGAGGCUUGAUCUGCAAGGUCGAUUGUCUUUCCUACUCAGCCUCGUACUAUUGUCUUCGGCAUCAGUGAACCAACUAAAGGAACUUUCCGGGUUGUGAACAGUUCAAGUUGUUGUUACAGGAAAAGAGAAGAAAAUAUUUGUCAAAUUCACAGUUUUGUGGCAGGAAAAAAAACCCUGGCUGAAACUUAAUUUUUUCUCAACGCAUAUGCAUGGUUGAAUAGUUAUGCCGCAUAAUCAUCAGACUUUUCACAGCCACGUGUCACCAAAAAAAAAGAAAAACCUCCCUCCUCUUUCAUGCUCAUCACAGACUUCAGCAUGGAAAUGACUCUUCGAUUGCCUCCUCAGUGAAGUACAGGGCUUUUGAUUUCUGAUCAGAGAUCAGUCAUUUUAAUAUUUGUACAUAUGCGUCCCCUCGUAAUGACUUGGUCUCGCCGCCCUGUUAUGCAUGUGCCAUCAGCUCAAGCUUUUAUUUUGAAGUGAAUGGAAGGGCUUCUUGUGCUGCCUUCACUGACCUGGUGGAACAAUAGGACAAAGGACCUCAGCUGUCUGAAAGAAGUCAGAACACGUUUGUGUUCCUACUCGCUAUGUUUUUGUCUUCCCAUCCUUAAUUGAUUGAUUCCCUCUGAUUUCAGUUUAAUCCAGAUUAGAAGGCACAAGUUCUUAUCGUGGUAGAGGAGAUGAGAAGAUAGGUAACACAGUGUAUGUCACAGAUAUUGGCUUUGUCGAUCACAGUGGGUCACAGUGGGUGUACUUUAUCUUGAGCAAAGAACAUUAACAACCUUAAAUGAUUACAUUUGUGAAAAAAAAUCACAAUUUAGAAGAUGUAAAACAUGCAACUAGAAUUUGGGACAGAACAGGCUGUGAAUUGAAUUCAAAAUUGUCGAUUUUCAUCAAACAGUGAAACUAAUAUUUCAGUUAAAAAUGUUUCCUUAAUCAAUGAAAACAUAUGAUGGUCAUUUCAUGACUUAAUGCAUACAUCCUUUAAUUUGUUAUAUAUUUUUUCUAUGCCCAAAACUAAAUUUCACAUGAUGCCUGUGUGUGGUUCUAGUAUCUGGGAAUGACUGCGUGAGAAUUUAACACAGAUUGUAGUCGUGCGUUAAGGUACUAAACUAAACCAAGUACUAUAAAUGUUUUGAUUUUCAACACUGUUUUCAGUAGUAAAUAUGAAGAAUGUAGUAGGGGAGAUUCAGACGGCUUCACAACAGCAGGAAAGUGCGAGUGAAGGGUAUAGUGGCUCUCACUGGCUCACUGUGUGAAUUUAAUGGAGAUCUGAGAGAGCUAUGUUCUCAUGCGACAACCUUGUUUUCAGGGUGGGAGGAAACCCACGCACAAACUUGCGAACUCGAACACAGCACCUUCUUAUCUAUCAGUCAGAUCUGAUAGUAUUGCUUGAUGGAGCCAGUUCUCAGAUGAAGGAGGCAGAAUAAUAGUAUCAACAACUGCAAAGAAAAAAUCCCAAAGAGUUGCAGACAGCUGUGUAAUAUUCACAUAUGACCCCCAUCCACACCAAAGUAAUGUUUUGCACAGUCUUGAUAAUUAUCCGAUAAUUAAUUGAUAAUUAUCUGAUAGAGCUUGGAAAUAUUGGGAGAAUGAGAUAAAAAAAAACAACCUGCAACUAAGCUGACUUUACUCAGUGUGAGCAUUUCUGCAGCUCUGCCUCAGAUAAAUGUUUAAAUAAUUAAAUUCCUCCCCCUUUUUUUUGCGUACUUGGCAUGUUGCCCCCAUGAGUGUGUGUGUGUGUGUGUGUGUGGCUGGCAGAGGCUCUGAUUGCUGCAGCCUCAGUGAAAAGAAGCAUUUCAAUGUCAUUACGAGACUCAGGCUGCCAACAAUAACAACGGAUCCACAUCCACUCCAGUGCUGUCCCAAGUGUGGCUGAUCACAAACAGCGAGUGCAGUUCUCUCCAUUCGUCUCCUCCAGUGAAGGACACUUACUGAGGCACAAAGAAUGGAAAUGGAGUGGUGGAAUCUGAAUACAAAAAAAAAAGAAAGUCUUACACAUGUUACAUUUUUGAGCAUUUUAGGAGUCGGAGGAAUCUAGAUCUUUUUAUGUUUUUUUUUAAUUGUAUGAUGCAGGAAGAUUUGUACAGGAUGAAACAAUAUGUAAUUGUGUUUGUGUGGCUUUAUGUGUGAAGGUAUUGGUCGUUCAUUUUGUUUAUUUCUUGUCUGUGCUGAGAAUCUGUGAGUGAAAAUAGAGGCGGGAGGCGCUGAGGCGUGUUUACAGUAACCUUCAGUGAAGGGCUGAUUGAACCAAAAAGUAUGGAACAGUGUUUUCUGUUUGUGUCUUUUUUAUCUUGUUGUUGCCAGCUUUACAUUCAUGUGUUUAUACAGACAUUGUUGAUGGUGUCACAGGUGCAAUAUUGUUGUCAUCUUAAUCAUGUGUACAUUAUUGUCUCAUCCACCCCCUGGUGACGCAGCACUCAGGGUCGAUCAUCCUCUUCGUCUUUGUGUUUUAGGUAACCCUUAUUACAAUUGAACUAAAACAUUGCUUAAAUAUACAUGUUUGCACUCUUUA